Molecule: messenger RNA, 2855 nt
Organism: Closterium sp. NIES-67
Lineage: Eukaryota; Viridiplantae; Streptophyta; Zygnematophyceae; Desmidiales; Closteriaceae
Source: the annotation of a GenBank genome assembly
GUUCAAUUUGCUAGCUCGCAAGAUGCAACCUGCGACGGCGUUGGGAUGGGUAGAAGCAGAAGCGUUUCAGGGUACAGGGAGUUCAGUACACAGCAGCUGUUAGGCCAAGGGUCUCUUAAACUCCGCGACAACGCGUUGGCUCUGCUGUAGCGGUUUCGGUAGAGCGGGGAAGAAACGGGUGCUCGGAGGGGUUGGUCGAGCGAAUGCAUACCGCUGAGGCGUGCAAGGGAGGAUAGGAGACGCCGUGACUCUUGCUCCGCUUCAGGCUUCGGUUGUGCCUCCGUUUCUCCGCCGUUUAUGGUUACGUUCCAGCCGCCAAGUGUAAUCGUCUGGGCCCGCUUUCUUCGUCGUCCCUGACCACCCAUCCCUCAUACAUCAUUCAUAAGACAAUCAUCUAUUUCGUCCGGGCCAGGCCACUAAACAGACGGAUGUGCCGUAACCUAACUAGCUAUCGUGCCGUCGCCGCAGUCGCCGGCGAGCGAGCGAUUUCGUCCGAGACCUUGUGAGCGUUAACGACUUCGCCCGCCUAGACCAGGCGAUUUUUUCUCCCUUGGUUUUCGCUUCCGUCAAUCAUGGCGUUCCUAGCAAGACCUGGGCUUAUGGAGCCCUCUCUUGACGUGGCGCAGCUGGCGUUGGAGCGCGAGCAGCAGAUGGUGCAGCGGUGGGGGUGGCAGAGGGAGCAGGAGGGGCCGCUGGGGAGGGUGGUGGGGGAGGCGCUGGAGCGGCUGCUGCCAGACGCGCCUGCCAUGGCUGCCAGAGCAGACAUUGUUGCUGUGCUCACCCACGCUAUUCGGGCCGAGUUCUAUGCGGCGCGUCUCAUUCCCUUUGGCUCGUACGAGAUGGGUCUGUCGUCCAACACAUCAGACCUGGACCUCUCUCUCGAGGUCUCCCCCCCGCCCUCCCUCGCGCCCUCGCUGGGCGUGGGCAUGGGCGAGCCGAGGACCAGGGAUGCCAGGAUAGCCGUGCUCAGACGGGUGGCAACAGUGAUCAGGAGGUUGGAGAGAGCGGGGGCAGUGCACAAGGUGGAGGUGGUGCUGAGAGCCAUUGUGCCCGUGGUCAAGUUCGUGCACUCGCGCUCGCGGGUGGAUUGCGACAUCUCCGUGGCCAACCGCGACGGCUUCUUCAAGUCCCGCUUCAUCCGAUUCGUCUCCUCCAUUGAUCCGCGCUUCAGACACCUCUGCUUCCUUGUGAAGGCGUGGGCGCGCAACGAGGCCAUCAACGAUCCGCGCAACGGGACGCUCAACUCCCUCGCCCUAAUUCUCCUCUGCGCGCUGCACCUCCAGACGCGCUCGCCGCCCAUCCUGCCCCCGUUCAAAGACCUCAUGGGCCACUUUCCCGAGCCUCUAUCCAGUGGGCGUGACUCUGUCCCCCUGCCUGAGCAAGAGCUGCUGGAGCGGCUGGCACACGCGGAGACUAGGGCGGCAGAGUUUGCACAGCAGGGGUAUGGGAGGAGAAACACAGCGUCACUGCCGCACCUUCUGGCUUCUUUCUUUGUUCAGAUGACAGCGCAGGAGGGGUUAUGGACGCACAUGCUGUGCGGCAGUGUGUACGAGGGCAGGUGGAUAGAGAGGGGCUUUCCUCAAGAGAACCACGUCACUGUGAUGGCGAUCGAGGACUUCCUGCACCGCACCUCCAACUGUGCGCGAACCGUGCGAGUCAACGAGUUUGAAACCAUCUCAGCAGCCUUCUCCCGUGCUGCUCGUGCUGUGAUGGAUGCCCCCUGCCCUCCUCCUUCCCUCUCCUCCGCCUCCUCCCUCGUUGACCUCCUCAUUGGCUCCUCCCCUCGUGGCCUAGAGGACGCUGGUAGGGACGAGAGAAACGGGGGAGGGGUGAACAGCCAGAGAAGGGGAAGGGAGAGGGAUGCGGGGGAGGAGAGGCGCAGGGAGCAGAAGAGAGGGAGGGAGUGGAUAGACGGUGAUGGUGAUGAGCGGUCUGGAGAUUGUUAUGUGCGUGGAAGGGUUAGAACGGGGGGGGGAGGGUCGAGAGGCAGAAGAGACGAGGAGCGGUGGAAUGGCGGGGAGAGGGGGGACCGUGGGGAGAGGGGGAACGGUGUAGGUGCAGCAGAGGAGAGAGAGGCGGAGGGUAGGUGGAGAGGCGUGGAGGAGGAGGAGGAUUGGAGGACGCGGCCCGUGUCUGACUUUGUAAGGGGGCAGUCGCCGAGACGCAAAGUGGCUCGCACUUCAGAUCAUCAUCAAUCCGCCCACGGGCACCGCAGCCGCACUACGCCUGCUGCUGCCGCUGCGCCUCAGCUGCUUGCUCCAGGCAACGCAUGGGCAGGACAUCAUGCACCAACGCAUAGAGCCCACCAUUCCAUCGUUGCAAGACCCCAUGUGAUCCUCCAGAACCUGCCAGCAGGGGCAGUGCUGCUGCAGCAACCUGUGGUCAUGACAAGGCCAGGCGGAUAUUCCAUUACACAAAACCACCGGCAUGGACAGCAGCACCAGCACCAGCACCAGCACCAGCACCAGCAGCUGCAGCAGCAGACACCGCGGUAUGCGCAGCAAUUGCCGUUCCCCAUGCAUGUGCAACCGCCGAUUCCAAUGCAGCAGCCGAUCCAGAUCCAGCAGCAGAUUGUGGCAUUGCCGAUGAGGGUUCUUUCUGCGCAGGGGGCUCUGGCUCAACCGCUGGAUAACCGCAACCGUUACACAUAUGGCAAGUGACCGCGAUACGAAGUAUGGGGACAACAAGAUGCACCGAUAAGGGUUGGGGCCUUCGAAACACCGGCAUUGCUGAUUGGAGGCGUUGUCCAUGCACUAGACUGGUGCUUGAAAUGAUGGCUAAAGGGUUUUAGAUAACCAUUUGGAUGUUGCGAGGAAUCACGUUGGCCAUUCUGUUGUACAAAAUGCUUGUAGUGU